UUGCGAACUGAAAGUUAAUUUUAAUAUUCACAAUCGUAAUGUAACUUUUUGCAGAUCGAUCGGUGCUCGUGAAAAUGCACGGUCGUGAUUAAAACGGUAACUAAUUAUAAUUUGAAUCGUGAAAAUCGAGAGACCCACGAAGGUCCCUUUUUAUUCUAUUCUUCCGCAUUCAUAAGAGAAAAAGAUCUUCUUGAUGCAGGUGUUUUCUCAAUCCGUAAUGAAGCAUUGCGAGGUGAGGUGAGACGAGGCGUUGUCGUUGCAGGAUCUCACCGAGCACCGUAAUUCCCGCCAUAAAAAUCGUCCAGGUAGAUCGCCCCGCCAUUAUUUCUCUCCCUCCGGUCGCUCUCGCUCGAACGCUCUCCCACAAAGGACACUAGACAGGCGGAAGGGUAGGAGAGAUGGAGAGCGGCCGGUUAUGUUCUUCUCCGAGUAGAGAAGAAGGGAGCAUAUGUAUGUAUGUGUGCGUGAAAAAGAAAGAGAGAAGGAGGAGCUGCCAAGGGGAAGAGGGAGGAGAGAGAGAGAAAAGAAGGAGAAUCUCCCUCCAACGGCAACUGUCGAGCAGAUUUCUUUCAAAGGGCACGAUUUCAGUUUUCAAGGACCCAGCCAGGCUCUGCCAUCGUUGAUGUGCUGAUGCCGGUCGUGCAUUCUAUUCGAGUUUACCAAAGCAUCUUUUUUUUUGUUAUUUGAUACUCGGAAAUGUUUGUUCGUAUCGGGAUGUGCGCGUCGUGUCGUGGCAAUUGCUUUGAUUUUCAUUGUGGAUCCUCAAUUAUUUUUUUUCUACUUUCCAAGUGUUUUAUCCUUAAAAUAUCAUUUCAGAGAGAGAGAGAGAGAGAGAGAGAGAGAGAGAGAGAGAAAGAGCUCCGUGAAUGGUCUCUCUCUCUCCCCCCUCCCUCCUCAAUAGCACUCUCUCGUUCGGUAUCUCGACGUAGGCAGAAAAGAACGCUGUUGUCACAAUCACCGAAAAUUCUUCGACGAAUUAUUUAAAUUGUCCUCGUUCUCUCUGAAUCGAAUAAUAGAGAGUUGGCUUUCCAAAGCGGCGUCCUACGUCGCUCCGUUCGCUCGCGCGUCGGCCAUAAUGGAGCGCCGCUGUAGUCGCGAGUGAGUUUACGCGCAGGAUAGACGACGACGACGACGACGACCUGUUGCUUUCGUUUCCGUGAUUUCGCGUGUGUUAUUUUACGCGCGGGAAUCUAUAGUGAUCAUUUUUAUAUGUGUGCAUUUCAUUCUUAUCGUACAAGGAAGAUGGAAAAUCGUGACGCGUCAAGGAAGAAAGAGAAAGGGAGAGGGAGAGAAAGAGAGAGAGAGAGAUCGAGUCGGUAGAUUUCUCUCCAACGGCCUGAGAUUCCGUUUGGUUCAUCUCCCCUCUCCACUUUGUAAUCUCUAGACCUUUCGUCGAACGAGAGGAGCGUUUCCGGUUGGAUAGCGCCGUCUUCUUCAUCGUCGCUUGCUAGAUUCUCUCUCUCUCUCUCUCUCUCUCUCUCUCUCUCUCUCUCUCUCUCUUUCUCUCUCUGUUCACAUCCUUCUUCUCUCGCCAUUGGAAUUCACGCGAAUCGUAGCGUCGUCUUUUGCCCACGGGAACAAAUUAUUUCGUUCGAAACGAGCAUCGCGUGACGCUUCACGUUAUGCCGACUCGUUUCCAUGAUGCGUCGUCUCCAUCUCUUUCUCUCCCUCUCUUUCUAUUUGUCUCUCUCUCUCCUUCUUAACCGUCUUUUUCUGAUUCCCCUCCUCGAUCGAGUAACACUGGCAUUUCUUCCGAUUAUAUGUUUGCUGUCGCGCGUCGUUGCCGUCGCGUCGUUGUCGUUGUGUGUGUGUCGUUCAUGUACUAACUGAUUUUAUAUAAAAAAAAAAAAAGUGAAAUCAUCUUAUCUUUUCUACUCGUUACUCGCUAAAACUCGAUUCUCCGUGAUAUAUAUUUCCUAAUUUCCAUAUUCGCGUUCAAGGUCGUGUGAAUCGUGACGAAUCUCAAGGGAGUAUAUACGAGCAGCCGAUCGCAGUUAUUCUCUUUCCUUUUCUUUUGCGAAUGACGGAGGAAUGAAAUGGUAGGAGUGAAAGUAAAACGAGUCUUCGUCGAUAGAUAUCGGACACAUGUGGCCCGGGAACGAAGGAGCGUGUUCGAUAAAUCGUGUUAUAACUCGCGUACACGAUAUCGAGGUGUAUCUAAUAUUCGUGGAUAACCUUGCAUUCUCCGGUUCGCGUGCCGGCGAUAUAGUAGUAGGGACGCGCUCCGCCUUUCUCUCUUUCUUUCUCUCUCUCUCUCUCUCUCUCUCUCUCUCUCUCUUUCUCUCUGUCUGUCUCUGUCUCUCUCUCUCCCCUUCUUUCUCUUUCUCUCUCGCGUGCACGCCAUGCCGCAUGUUCUGCUGUGUGCGUGCGUGCAAAGGCGAGUGCGUCGACCGUACAGUGGAUAUGAGAGCGGCGUCGUCGUCGGCUCUCUUCUCACCAGCUAUGCAACCUGUUGCAGGCACGUUCGAAGGACUUUCGUCCUCGAAACUUCUCAAAAUGAUCCUCUCGAGAAUGUAUAUUUUUGAACGUCCCGUCUCGUCCCUUCAUUUCGCGUUACUUCUUUAAUUAUUCCCAUUUUAGGAGAACGUAAGUGUUUUCGGUAAUGUUUGAUGAGAACGUAUUUCGCGUUUGUUUAAUUUCGCAACGAUCUCUAUCGUUAUAAAAACACGAUUCAUGCCAUUUCACAAAAUCUCGCUGAAAAAUGCUGUGCGCAUUUUUGUUCCUCUUCCGUCGCUACGAACACUCGGUUAUCAAUAAAAUUCGACAUUAAUUCGAUCAAAUCUGAAAUGUGCUCGUUUCUGAGCGUCGAGAUUUAAUUUGGAGAAAACGAUUGAACAGAAAGAAGGAAAGAGUAAAUAUCUGCACGCACACAGAAAAAAGAGAGAGAGAGAAUGGACUUUCGUCUGGUUUUAUCGAUAGGAAUAUACAUAUUAAAGAAUAUCUAUGGUUUCGAUGUAAUACGUUUUAAAUACGUACACGAUUUUCGCUAUGAACGAUACAUUUCGAUCUUUUAAAUAGUCGUGAAUUUUACGAAUCGGGCGAGCGAUGGCAAUCUAUGUCGCACCGAUGUCUCUUUUAAAGCCUUUCUUUCGAAUUCCUCGAAACAAUCUACUCUCGGACGAUAAUACUCUCUAAUGUUAACACGGCUCUUUGCCGUUUUUAUUCUGAUAAUCUAUAUCAUGUCUUCGUCACUUGUCGUCGGAUGCUUCGCGAUCUAAUUUAUAUCUUCAGAUUUAUCUUAAUGUUUUAUUUUUUCAACCUAAUUGUUGAUUAUGAAAGCGUUGCAACGUGUGAUAUCAACGUGUUAUACUAGGUGAUACAACGAAACGAUAUAUAAAAUUUUAAGUAGUAAUUUUGCCCGAGUCCGUUUACUUUCACGUUUUUUUCCUUUUUCUUUCGGAUAGCAAAAACAAAAGAAUAAAAAGAAGUAGAAGGAGGAAAGGAAGGAGGAGAGAGGUAGUCAAGGUCGCAAGGAAACGCGGGACGUUGCUUAUGGUUACUCUUUCUGUCAAGAACGAUUCCUCGGGCAAAAGGCUGCGAAGUCCGGAGGAGUUGUCGGAAAAUCAAGAUGGCAAAAUACGUGCCGCUGAUGCGCACUUUUCACCCGUCAGUUACGUAACGAAACCCGAUACUCCGUUCAGAUAUCCCGUUAACGUCGACACAGGAAAGGUUCUAUCAUUUUUUGGAAAAGAGAUCUCAUCGUGGAACAGAGAGUUCGAUUACGACGUGGAAAUCACGCAAUUAGGCGAAGGCGUCCCUGCUAACAUAAUGUACAUGUUUGAACUACUUCACAGUCAAGGAUCGAUGCUCAGUUCUGUUUGUUGUGACGUCGGAGAACGUUUGUGUAAUAUUUGGGCGAAAUUAGAGAACAUCGAUAUACGUUACACGAAGGAUGUAAUGUUUCAAAGUCAAACGAAUUUUCGGACGUGGGGCCGAAUACUCUGCGAUGCUCAUACCAAAUCCGAUAUCACCAGUUACAUGUUGGAAGGUUGCAAGUGGUCGUACCACGAUAAUAAAACAUCUGUCGUAUCUUUGAACUUGAGCGGCGUAAAGCAAUAUUCCUUGUAUCCGGGUCAAAUCGUGGCGGUCGAAGGAACAAAUCCAACGAGGAAUGUUUUAAACGCGAAACGAUUUUUCACUAAAGGUUAUGCCAAUAAACCCGAACCACCCAGACUUACAAAAAGUUUUAAUAUUAUGAUCGCGGUCGGUCCGUUCACACCCUCGGAUAAUUUGUGUUAUCAACCUUUGUUCGAUAUUAUGGAACGCGUAGCGAAGGAACAGCCUCACGUGUUGAUACUAAUUGGACCAUUUGUUGAGUAUAGUCAUCCAGAAGUGAAGAGUACUUCGAUCAAGGAAACAUUUCAAGAACAUUUCGAGAGACUGAUUGCGAAAGUUAUGCAAUAUGUGUUAGGAAAACUUGUUAAAGUUAUAAUGGUACCAUCGUAUAGAGAUGUUCAUCAUAGUCCCGUUUUCCCAACCCCCGAAUUUUUCAUUAACAAGGACAAAAUACCGCUAGGUGGUGAAAAUCUUUAUAUGAUGCCAGACCCUUGCAUGUUGGAUAUAGAAGGUUUGAUAAUCGGUAUAACUUCGGUAGAUAGUAUUAAGCAUAUAGCAAAAGAAGAAAUUUCGAAUUUGCCAACAACGGAUAGACUUAUCCGCAUAGCCGAUCACAUAUUGUCUCAACGUUGCUUUUAUCCGUCCUAUCCUCCUACUGUAAACCUCGAUACGAAAUUGUGGAAAAAAUACGCUUUCUUCGAUCUACAACCGCAUAUAUUGAUUUUGCCAUCGGAUAUGCGUUAUUUUUGUGGCGUAAUCAAUGAUUGUCUCGUUAUAAACCCUGAACGAUCGAUCAAGUAUACGUACGCAAGGUUGUGUAUCAGACCAAACGAACAAUGGAAUCCUCAUAACGUAUCUUGUGAGAUAGGAAAAAUCUGAGAACGUUAUUCGUGGUAUUGGUUUGAUUACCAUAUCUAUAUGCUAUACGUCUAUUUAAGGAAAUAAUUUUUAUUUUUUUUGUACAGUUAUUUUUUUCUAAUUAAAAAAAGAAAAGAUCACUUUCACCUUUUAGAUAAAUUUCAUUCGAAUAUUUUUGUAUUACCUAUGAUUCAAGCAUCGUCUGCAAAAGUUGUAUUUUUUGUCAUAUACCAAAUAAGCAUCUCCAAUUUACAUAGAGUUAACUUCUUAUCAAUGGUAAUGUAUCUUGCGAAUAAAAGUCCAUCAUGAAACUUAAAUAAGAAAUUUGUUACGAGCAGGUUUAAUUUCAUUAUUACGACUUAUAAAUACGUAAAUAUAUAAGAGUUAUGAGAAUC
Messenger RNA from Vespula vulgaris, 5309 nucleotides. It is a transcript of the gene DNApol-alpha73, whose product is annotated as DNA polymerase alpha subunit B. Gene Ontology annotation, biological process: DNA replication initiation; DNA replication. Gene Ontology annotation, cellular component: alpha DNA polymerase:primase complex. The record is from RefSeq and is a predicted model, not a curated record. NCBI's taxonomy places the organism in Eukaryota, Metazoa, Arthropoda, Insecta, Hymenoptera, Vespidae. The coding region runs from base 3493 to 4935 and encodes 480 amino acids. The transcript is spliced from 5 exons. Gene Ontology annotation, molecular function: DNA binding.